Molecule: messenger RNA, 741 nt
Organism: Nerophis lumbriciformis (worm pipefish)
Lineage: Eukaryota; Metazoa; Chordata; Actinopteri; Syngnathiformes; Syngnathidae
Source: RefSeq, a predicted model, not a curated record
AUGGCGCACGGCCAGCCCGAUGUGGGCCAUAUGUACGCGGCUCCCUACGCGCACCUCCACCCGGCUCCGCCCCCGUACGAUAUGUACCAGGAGGCUGGCAACGGGGCGUACCUGGCCGCGCCCGCCUGCGCCGCAUCCUAUCACGCGGCUCCCCCGUAUAACGGCGUGCUCAAAGCGCCGCCGGCAGCGGACUACGGGGCCUAUCCGCCCCAGGCCGCCUUUCAGGAUCGAAAGUCUGUGGCGGCAUACGCCUUGGACUCGCUCCGCGGGGUGCCCCCGUUAACCCCACUCAACACUAUCAGAAAUUUCACUAUGGCCGCUCCGCCACCGCCGCCGCCUUCCUCUGACGGACCGCCCGUCGCCGCCUUCCCGGCCCACCAGAACCUGCCGCUAAGGCCCAUCUUGCGCCCGCGCAAGUACCCGUGCCGUCCCAGCAAGACGCCGGUGCACCAGCGCCCGUACGCCUGCCCGGCCGAGGGCUGCGAGCGUCGUUUCUCGCGCUCGGACGAGCUGAGCCGCCACCUGCGCAUCCACACGGGCCACAAGCCCUUCCAGUGCCGCAUCUGCAUGCGCGCCUUCGGCCGCAGCGACCACCUGGCCACGCACGUGCGCACGCACACCGGCGAGAAGCCCUUUUCCUGCGACACCUGCGGCAGGAGGUUCGCGCGCAGCGAUGAGAGGCGCCGACACCUCAAAAUUCACCUCAGGCCCGCCAAAGACAGAAGAGGUCACGAUCCCUGA